AUGAAACAUAAAAAGCAAUCCACAUCUAAGUGCAAUACGAACAAAUUACCAAAACAAAAUAUCAUACAAAAAAGAAGUAUAUCUAACACUGCGAAUAACAUUGAUGAGUCAACAGACAAAGAUAUGCUGGAAAUCUCGAAUGAUACUGCAUCUAGGUGCAAUACGAACAAAUUACCAAAACAAAAUAUCAUACAAAAAGGAAAUACAUCUAACACUGCGAAUGACAUUGAUGAGUCAACAGACAAAGAUAUGCUGGAAAUCUCGAAUGAUACUGCAUCUAGGUGCAAUACGAACAAAUUACCAAAACAAAAUAUCAUACAGAAAGGAAAUACAUCUAACACUGCGAAUAACAUUGAUGAGUCAACAGACAAAGAUACACUGAAAAUCUCGAAUAAUGCUGGAAAUAACAUUGAAAUAACAGACAAAAAUACGCUGGAAAUUUCGAAUAAUGCUGCAAAUAACAUUGAAAUAACAGACAAAAAUACGCUGGAAAUUUCGAAUAAUGCUGCAAAUAACAUUGAAAUAACAGACAAAAAUACGCUGGAAAUUUCGAAUAAUGCUGCAAAUAACAUUGAAAUAACAGACAAAAAUACGCUGGAAAUUUCGAAUGAUGCUGCAAAUAAUAUUGAGAUAACAGACAAAAAUACGCUGGAAAUUUCGAAUAAUGCUGAUUUUCAACAAUCAUCUAUAAAUUUGGAUCUUCUUAAUAAUUCUGAUAAUAAUGGGAAUAUUCUAUUACCGUUUGAUUUACAAACAGAACAAGAAACGCUCGAGCCUCAAGCCAUAUAUAAUGUAAAUUUUAAUAAUAAUUUGAUAAUAGAUAAUAGUGAAGAUGUGUAA
Formica exsecta is the source of this 840-nucleotide messenger RNA. RefSeq lists its product as uncharacterized. The transcript has 6 exons. Bases 1 to 840 code for a protein of 279 amino acids. NCBI's taxonomy places the organism in Eukaryota, Metazoa, Arthropoda, Insecta, Hymenoptera, Formicidae. The record is from RefSeq and is a predicted model, not a curated record.